CAGGAGCCGAGAAGCAACAUUCGAAAUUCGGUAGACCUCGGGUUCGGAAGAUCUUCGGAAACAAUCGUGAGAAGACUAAACUUCGGAUUUAAUGUAUAAAAUAUUUUCUACGAAAUAAAUAUUGUUUGGAGGACGAAAGCCUGCCCACCUGCUUUACUGCCCACGUAUGACUUGGAGGAAUACCACAACUCAAGACAUGAGGAAAGAUAGUGAAGCUCAGGGACAAUUGUCUUCAGUUGAUUAUUAUCUGCCGUUACACAACCAAGGAGAAUACCUGCCAGUCCCAAAAUUCUUAACGAUAACAGCGGAGGACAUUAAUACGUUAGCUACCUCUAUGGCUCAAGCAUCGGACUUAUUUCCAAAUGAUACUGUAGAUUUGCAUUCACUCACAUCGAUCGACACUGACUUCUCCGAAUUCAAACCACAAGUGUCAUUAUCUGAAUGUUAUGUUCCUGAUCAUAACAUGAACACACCGUCCAUUUCGGAUGCCCCACCAUCUAUUCAGUACAGAGGAAUCAUUGCAACAGCACCAAUCACAUCUUCUUGUGAGGAUAGUUUACCAAGUUGGAUCCCAGGAACAAAUACCCUCACACCGACAGCUAUCGGCAGCAUCAUUACAAGCUCAAAUAGCUUGAUUAAUGAACAGGACGGGGCUAGUAUCCACGUUAGUAUGCCAGAUAGUCAACCUGUAAACGUGAGCCCAUCACACUCCUCAACAUAUGGCGUCCAGUCACCUCAAGGUUUGGACCUCCCCUUCACAUCACCCUACCAACAACAAGUUCCAGAAAACACAGCGAGUUUUGAUAGCUUCGAACAGAUCACGUUCCCAACCAGUGUUGCGCAGGUCGCCUCUAGUUGUGAGCUAAGUUACCCAGCAUCUGUCCACAGUGGAUUGAAAUACAGCUGGCCCCAGCCACCGACGGAAAAUAUCCCGUUUUUACCACACCAAUCAUUGUCACAACAUAAUAAUCGUAUGAACAAAUCACAACUUAACGUGCAACCUUCAGUCACUCACCACAGCAACACACCCAGACCGAUCAACGAAAUAGCGCUCGGACAACAUUCUAUGCAUUCUAGUACUGUGUCAUCGCCAGAUCUCCUCGCCACCACUCGUGAAAUUUACAAGAACUGCCCAGCACCGGGCAAAAUGACCACCAUGCCUAAACCUCGCAAAUACCCAAACAGACCAUGUAAAACACCACCACACGAGCGCCCAUAUCCCUGUCCUAUGGAGGGAUGCGAUCGACGAUUCUCUCGUAGUGACGAGUUGACCAGGCAUAUUCGCAUUCACACUGGUCAGAAACCAUUCCAGUGCCGAAUUUGCAUGCGAAACUUCAGUCGAAGUGACCAUCUUACAACUCACAUCCGUACUCAUACAGGGGAGAAGCCGUUUUCUUGCGAAACAUGCGGAAGAAAAUUUGCCCGUAGUGAUGAACGAAAGCGACACAGCAAAAUCCAUCUACGCCAGAAGGUGAAGAAGGAAAGCGAAUUGUUGAAAACAUCUUGCAGUUUCCAACAUAUCUCAACUGCUGUUACAACAUCAUCUUAAAUACUGGGAUAUAUUCAUACAUGAAAUAGGAAGCUGUUAUUAUAAUAUGUGUAAUUUUGGAAAUAUACUCUGCUACAGUGUUUUAUCGUGUAUAUUAUUAUCAAAAUGAAAUUAUGUGUUUUUGCUAUUUGUUCCAAGUGGAUACAUUUGUAAUGGAAUCCACUUGUGUUGGACUUGUGCCUAGGCCUUCUUGAUUGAACGCCUCAAAACGAAUAUCGGUAUGUUUAUAUACCAGUGGACUAUAGCCUAAAGCUAGGCUUAUAUUGACAAUGUCCUAGUAUAUCUAGGCCCCCUACUUUGAGUAGGUUGUGAAAGCUUCAGAACACCAUACUGGUGAUUCUGUAUAAUUGGACUUAGACUUGGCUUUUGCCAGUCAAAUAAGCAUCGCUAAUAAUUUAAAAUAUAUGGCUGCAAUUACUGCAACUGACGCUUACUUUUUGGUAACAUAAUAUAUAUUAUAGGUAUCUUUGCUAGCUUCCUUUUCUUACCACUUGACCAUGUUAUAUUUACCUUGAAACAAAAUUUGGUUCCCAUUUCACUUACUCUAACCCUUGGACCGUCUGGUCGUCUGCACGAACCUCAUAGGCCUAGGUCUGGAGGAAACCUCCUAACCGAAGCUUUCGAUAGCGUUUGUUGCGGGGGCUUGGACGGCCAAUCUGUUUUUCAAUACUAAGUCAAAAUUCUAUUCAUACGAAUGUGUGGGCAGGCCCAUUUAACAUAACAGUAUUGAAUUGCUAACAAACUCUUGUUUUGAUGUUUCUGAACUUAAAUUCUAAAUAUUUUUAAUAAGAGAAAUGUUUUUACAAUUAUAAGAAAUAACUGAAAAUCGUCAAUUCAUAAUCAUGUUAAUCAUUAAAUGAGGUAUUUUUUAUAUUGCUUGUUCAAUCAUAUGCAGAUAAACAACAUAAUUUAUUAAUAUGAUUUAUUAAGUUAUCAAAUCCAUCAUUGAGCCUAAUACAUAGUAUGAUUUUGUUAAGACAAAAAUAAAAAAUAAAUAAAACACCGAAAUAGUUAAUUGGUAUGAAUUUUCAGAUAUGCAUAAUAUCAUUCAUAAUAAUGUAUGUUGAGGUUAAUCAAUAUUAGAUAUGGUUCGUGAUUUGAUAUAAAAGUACUUGAAAGAAAUUGUUGAUAUUGAUAAUUGAUAAAAAAAAAAUAAUGACAAGAUCAUAAUAUGUAUUGUGAUGAUGCAAAAUUUUCAUGUUAACUGAAAUGCUUGGAAUGUUUUGGCCAAUUUCUUCAUAAUCAACCAAUGGAUAACCUAUCCUAUGUUUUAUUUCAAUUUUAUUCUUACAGUUUUCUAAACUGUUAAAUUCUUCUGCUACUGUAUGGAGUCGUAUAAAGUUAGGUAGGCCUGCCCUAUUGCAAAGGGCUAGCCUCACUCCGAUUCUAUCUAGUUUUUAGUGUCACACUAACAGUGUAGGCCUAAACUCCCUGGUCGCGCACCUUUUGCACAAGGCAGCCACGUAACCAGGGAGGCUAGAAUAUUGCUGCUUUUAACCAUAAGUCUUGUCGAUGCAUUCGGCUCGAUAAUAAAAUAUUUUAAAAUGAAAAAUAGA
Messenger RNA from Anneissia japonica, 3105 nucleotides. RefSeq names its product early growth response protein 1-like. NCBI's taxonomy places the organism in Eukaryota, Metazoa, Echinodermata, Crinoidea, Comatulida, Comatulidae. The record is from RefSeq and is a predicted model, not a curated record. Gene Ontology annotation, biological process: regulation of transcription by RNA polymerase II. Gene Ontology annotation, molecular function: DNA-binding transcription factor activity, RNA polymerase II-specific; RNA polymerase II cis-regulatory region sequence-specific DNA binding. The coding region runs from base 167 to 1549 and encodes 460 amino acids. The transcript is spliced from 2 exons.